Protopterus annectens (West African lungfish) is the source of this 5836-nucleotide messenger RNA. RefSeq names its product glutamate ionotropic receptor delta type subunit 2 (gene GRID2). The transcript is spliced from 16 exons. Gene Ontology annotation, molecular function: transmitter-gated monoatomic ion channel activity involved in regulation of postsynaptic membrane potential; glutamate-gated receptor activity. Gene Ontology annotation, cellular component: postsynaptic membrane; plasma membrane. Gene Ontology annotation, biological process: synaptic transmission, glutamatergic; modulation of chemical synaptic transmission; monoatomic ion transport. The record is from RefSeq and is a predicted model, not a curated record. The coding region runs from base 940 to 3960 and encodes 1006 amino acids. Lineage: Eukaryota; Metazoa; Chordata; Ceratodontiformes; Protopteridae.
UUUUUCUCUCGCACGCUCUCUCUCCUAGGCAACCUAUUCGGAGCUCAAUGUGUUGUGUGCACAGUGGUGCUGCUGGUGCUGAUUUCUGUCCGUCUCCCUUUCUCCCGCCGGCGUUCCCCUGCUUGUCUUAUCCACUUCAGUCCUUUUCUUCCUCAACAGCAUUUCUCGAUCCCCAUCUCCUGUCAGCCUGUACUUUUCCCUUAAGCCUCUUCUUGGUUUAGCAGCAUCCCUUUUUUCUCCACCUGUGAAUAACAGACCACCUCUAGCCAGUCUCCUGUUUAUGCCAGCAAAGGUCCUCUGCUCAGACAAGACGCCAAACAGUGCAGGAUACAGCAGUAUCUUCUUUUUGUAUGAAAGCGGCUCUGACUUGUCUUAGCCUUUUUGUCCCUGGCUGAAUGCUCGCUUCUCAUGGUGUCCCGAAGUUCACUUUUCAGGUUAUUCUGCAGGAAUUCCUUCAGCAAUCGUCUCAUUUUUUUUCUCUAUGUGUAUAUAACACACGACUGAUUUGUUUCUGCACUGUAUCCCUUUGGUUCCAGGAAGAUGCUGUAGGAUUCUGAAUCCUGACUCAAACCGAGCUAUCUCCUACUGAAUCAUUUGUAGUCGUUCUGCAGCAGGUUUAUCUGGAAGCUAAUGUUUUAUUAAGGCGCAAUGUAGACAAGCAGGGGAUAUGAAGGGAACAAGCAAAUGGAUGACGUUGCGCCUUGACUCAACACUCUGACCGCGACCUGUGUCUUAAUCUCUUAUGUUCAGAAACUCAAGCAACUGUUUCUGUAUGCAGGAGAGCUCCACAAAGUGACUCCAACAUCCCAAAAGGGGGAAAACCGCUUCCCCUCUGUGGCUUGGAUUUUUGUCUGUUUGUUAUCAAUUAAUACGUUUACAGGAUUAUACACAUUGCUUGGACCUGGCCUCCCAUUCUGGGCGAGAAAGAUCAUCUUUAAAAUGGAAUUGUUUUCAAGGAUUUCCUUUCUAUUACUAUUCUACAAACUAACAUGGGAUGCUGCAUUUGCUGAUUCAAUCAUCCACAUUGGGGCAAUUUUUGAUGAAUCUGCCAAAAAAGAUGAUGAAGUGUUUCGUCUGGCAGUAGCUGAUCUGAACCAAAAUGAAGAAAUCUUGCAGACGGAGAAAAUCACAUUUUCUGUGACAUUUGUAGAUGGAAACAACCCUUUCCAGGCUGUACAAGAAGCAUGUGAGCUGAUGAGCCAGGGCAUUCUUGCACUCGUGAGUUCGAUUGGCUGUGCAUCAGCAGGAUCCCUUCAGUCACUGGCUGAUGCUAUGCACAUCCCUCAUCUCUUCAUUCAGCGGACAACAGCUGGUACCCCAAGAAGUAGCUGUGGUGGCUCCAGGGGUCUUAGGAAUGAUGACUACACCCUUGCAGUUCGCCCUCCAGUCUACCUCAAUGACGUUAUUUACAGGGUUGUUCUGGAAUAUUCCUGGCAAAAAUUCAUCAUCUUCUAUGAUACUGAUUAUGACAUUCGUGGAAUCCAGGAUUUUAUGGAUAAAGUUUCCCAGAUGGGUAUAGAUGUAGCUCUACAGAAAGUAGAGACUAAUAUCAACAGAAUGAUCACAGGCUUGUUUGCCAGCAUGCGGAUUGAGGAAUUGAAUCGUUACAGGGAUACUCUGCGUAGAGCUAUUCUUUUCAUGAGUCCUGCUACUGCUAAAGCCUUCAUUGCUGAAGUUGUGGAGACAAACCUGGUUGCAUUCGAUUGCCACUGGAUCAUCCUUAAUGAGGAAAUAAGUGAUAUGGAUGUGCAGGAGCUUGUCAGAAGGUCAACGGGAAGGUUAACAAUUAUACGGCAGACAUUUCCAAUUCCUCACAACAUCAGCCAGCGAUGCAUAAGAGGAAAUCACAGAAUAUCAUCAUCUAUUUGUGAUCCAAAGGACCCAUACUCCCAGACUAUGGAGAUUUCAAAUGUUUAUAUUUAUGAUACUGUUCUCCUACUGGCAAAUGCCUUCCACAAGAAGUUAGAGGACAGGAAGUGGCACAGUAUGGCCAGCCUAACCUGCAUCCGUAAAAAUUCCAAACCAUGGCAAGGAGGACGUUCUAUGUUGGAGACUGUUAAAAAGGGUGGAGUAAGUGGAUUGACUGGAGUUCUGGAAUUUAAAGAAAACGGAGAAAAUCCUAACAUAGACUUUGAAAUUCUGGGAACAAAUUAUGGAGAGGAUCUUGGAAGAGGCAUUCGCAAGCUGGGAUCAUGGAAUCCAGUAACAGGCCUAAAUGGGACACUGACAGACAAAAAGCUUGAAAACAACAUGCGAGGAGUGGUAUUGCGUGUAGUAACUGUGCUGGAGGAGCCAUUUGUAAUGGUAUCAGAAAAUGUCCUUGGAAAACCGAAGAAAUAUCGUGGAUUCUCAAUCGAUGUUUUGGAUGCCUUGUCUAACUAUUUGGGAUUUAAAUAUGAGAUAUAUACCGCACCAGAUCAUAAGUAUGGAAACCUUCAGUCAGACGGAACGUGGAAUGGGAUGGUUGGAGAGCUGGUAUUCAAGAGAGCAGAUAUAGGGAUUUCUGCAUUAACUAUCACACCAGACCGAGAAAAUGUUGUGGACUUUACUACACGUUAUCUGGAUUACUCAGUGGGGGUUUUGCUGAGGAAAGCUGAGAAGACAGUGGACAUGUUUGCAUGUCUAGCCCCUUUUGACCUGUCCUUGUGGGCAUGUAUUGCUGGUACUGUUCUUCUUGUUGGACUGUUGGUGUACCUACUGAACUGGCUAAACCCUCCUCGGCUACAGAUGGGGUCAAUGACAUCAACAACUCUGUAUAACUCCAUGUGGUUUGUUUACGGCUCCUUUGUACAACAAGGAGGAGAAGUCCCUUAUACAACUCUGGCAACAAGAAUGAUGAUGGGAAUUUGGUGGCUGUUCGCACUAAUCGUCAUAUCCUCCUACACAGCAAACCUGGCAGCCUUUCUCACCAUUAACCGCAUUGAGAACUCGAUACAGUCUCUUCAGGAUCUUUCAAAGCAGACUGAUAUUCCCUACGGAACUGUGUUAGACUCAGCUGUAUAUGAUCAUGUCCGUCUGAAGGGGAUGAAUCCCUUUGAGAGAGACACUAUGUACUCCCAAAUGUGGAAGAUGAUUAACAGAAGUAACGGGUCAGAGAACAAUGUGGAGGACUCUCAAGAAGGCAUUCGGCGGGUGAAAUUUGGGAAUUACGCAUUUGUGUGGGAUGCUGCAGUGCUGGAGUAUGUAGCAAUCCAUGAUCCUGACUGCUCAUUUUAUACACUUGGAAACAGAAUUGCUGACAGAGGAUAUGGGAUAGCCCUUCAACAUGGUAGUCCAUAUCGAGACAUAUUUUCCCAAAGGAUCCUGGAAUUACAGCAGAAUGGAGAUAUGGACAUCCUGAAACAUAAGUGGUGGCCAAAGACUGGACAGUGUGACCUAUAUUCACCUGUGAGCACAAAACAAGGAGGCAGUGCCCUGGACAUAAAGAGCUUUGCUGGAGUUUUCUGUAUCCUGGCGGCUGGCAUCGUCCUCUCAUGUUUCAUUGCAAUGGUUGAGACAUGGUGGAACAAGAGGCAGGGAUCCCGAGUCCCUUCAAAAGAGGAUGAUAAGGAGAUAGACUUGGAACAUCUUCAUCGACGAGUGAAUAGUCUGUGUACUGAAGACGACAGUCCUCACAAACAGUAUUCCACAUCAUCCAUUGAUCUGACGCCAUUGGAUAUGGAUACACUGCCAACACGACAGGCACUGGAACAGAUCAGUGACUUCAGAAACACACAUAUUACCACAACAACCUUCAUUCCAGAACAGAUCCAGACUUUGAGCCGCAGCUUGUCAGCUAAAGCUGCUGGUUUCCCUUUUGGAGGACAAACUGACCACCGAACUGGUCCUUUCAGGCACCGGGCACCCAAUGGGGGAUUUUUCAGAAGCCCUAUCAAAACAAUGUCAUCAAUCCCAUAUCAGCCAACACCUUCUCUUGGUCUUAAUCUUGGCAAUGAUCCAGACCGAGGCACCUCAAUAUGAAUUUACUUAUUGUUUCUAAUGUUUAUCUGGGACUCCAUUCACAAGGAGCUACGGCAGUGGUUUGAGACUAACAUGGAUAAAACUUUUAAAGAAUCAGGAUUAUUAGUUAAAUGCUAUCCAUUAUUUUUUUCUCUUUCUCUUUCUCUCUUGUUCUCCUUGGAUAUAACUGCAAUAACUUCCAUCUGCUCUGUUACUUCCUACUGCAUUUAGUCCCCCUCAGCUACUGCUGCUGUCAUGUGUGUUCUUUUAAAUGUGGACCAAAGGCACGGACUCAACUAUUGAAAAAGACUACAUGCCCACAUUAUUCAAGAAUACAGAUUGGUAGGACUGUGAGAAGCCAUUACAAUGCCAGUAAAAUAAAAAAAUAUAUAUACAGUUGCCAAUAUUUUUGCACUGUAACAGUGCACAUGAUCUCUAUGUAAUUGUAUAGUGUUAACAUUUUCUUAUGUACAGUGAAGAUUAUCAUAAAGCAGAAGCCUUCAUUGUGGUAAAAAAAUAUCUCACAUAAAAAAAGAAAAAAAAGAGACAGCCAUUACUACUGCAUAUAAUUUAAUUAAGCUUUAGUAAAAUGAGAGCUCUACAUAUAUAUACUGUAUGUAUAUGUAUAUAUAUGUAUAUAGAUGUGUGUAUGUAUAUAUGUGAGAAGUUUAUAAAUAUAUAUAUAUAUACACAAGCACGCAACGCAGGGGAUCUUUUCUGUAAGAAAAGAUAGGAUUCUUUGUUCAAACUCUGUUUGCAUGAUUUGCCAACAGAGUGUAUUUUGUACUUUUUUAUGAGAGCAUCCAGGGUAAUUUACUCUUGUGCGCAAAUAACCUGUUUAAGUAGCAGUUAUUCACUAUUCGCCAGUGAAUAAGGCUAAUAAUUCUAAAUAAUUGCAAAAAAGGAAUAUUCUAUUAGGAAAGCCACAUUCAGAAGAUAUAUGUAUAAACAAAAUGAAUUUAAAUUUAGACUAUUCUAGGUUAAUAAAUUUUCUUCCAAAGCAGCACAGUCAAUCAACAUGAAAAUGUUAUUAGUAGGAAAAAGUCCCAGAGAAAGAUAAUGUGGCCUUAAUUAUUUUCAUGUAUAAUUCUGAGAAAUUAACACCAUUUUGUUUUUAAUCUGUUAACCCUUUUGUAUUCAGAAGAGUAACACUGUUCUGUGUUUUUUUUUUUAUUUAGUACCACCAUGUAUAGUAAUACCUAUGGAGUUGGUACCAGAAACAUGCCAGAUUUUGGUACUGUAUCUUUCAAUUAACACUAUAUUACUCUUAGAAAUAACACUAGAGAUUAGACUGAGCUUUCAAUUUGUAAGAAAACAAAAUCACAUUGUACAAUGUGAUGAAUAGAAAGCAGCAACUUGUUAUGUGUUUGGUGCAAACCAUUAGGUGUUCUUUUACUUCUGUACGUAUGCGGAAUGGCAUAAGAACCGACCACUCACUGGUUUUGUUAGGUGACUGAAGGAGAAAAAAAUGGACCUUAUUAAAAUAUAUCUUUUUUAUGCAAAUUCUGUUCUGGAGAGCGUCUGUACUGUCACUGUUUUUUGUAUUAUAUCUUUGAUUAAUGUCUACAAUGUAAGACAAAGAUAUCAGAUGAAAGUCAGCUGAAUUUUAUAGGAAUACAAGUAUCAAACAGCAUGAACAACUUGCUUGGUCUCAUAGAAUUCCACAAUUUAAUUACUCAGUUAGAAAAUUUCAUUUUCAUCUGGCUGUAUGAAGACAUAUUACCAGAUUCUGCAUUUAUUCCUGCUGAUAACCAUGUACAGUAUUUAAUAUAGGCCUAUUUUGAUGUAAGUGUUGCCUAUUAUACAAAAAUGAACUACACAAAACACUCUGGGGACCUCAGUUACGAGUGGCAGAGCUCCUGUGUAUAAUUUGUCUAAUAAAAAUUUUUAUAAAAUG